Molecule: messenger RNA, 947 nt
Organism: Hevea brasiliensis (rubber tree)
Lineage: Eukaryota; Viridiplantae; Streptophyta; Magnoliopsida; Malpighiales; Euphorbiaceae
Exons: 5
Coding region: 51-725 (224 amino acids)
Molecular function (GO): S100 protein binding; ubiquitin protein ligase binding; tubulin binding
Source: RefSeq, a predicted model, not a curated record
AUAAAUAUCGCACGACUUUCUUCUAUUUUUUCUACGGAAAAGAAGGGAAAAUGGCCGAUGAAUUGGCGCUAGAUUUGGAGGAGCUAAGGCAGCUACAGAAAUUAGCUAAGAGGCCAAGAGUCCUCUCGCUCAUCUCAUCUGAGAUAUACAACUGGGAGAAGUUGCUGAAGGAGCCUGUUUCUGUGCCUGUUCCAAUUCCAACUCCAACUCCAAUUGCAACUGGGGUUAACGUGCCUUCUACUUCUGCACUGAAUUAUGUUACGCUUGGAUCUUUCAGUUGGGAUCAGGACGAUGACAAAGUCAAGAUAUAUGUCUCUCUAGAGGGUGUUGAGCAAGAAAAAAUUGAGACAGACUUCAAGCCAAUGUCAUUUGAUGUCAAAUUCCAUAAUGUCCAAGGAAAGAACUAUCGAUGCGCCAUACCAAAAUUGAACAACAAGAUUGUACCAGAGCAAUGUAAAGUGUUAGUUAAACCUACCAGGGUCAUCAUCACUUUGUUUAAAGCUUCAAAGGGAAACUGGUUAGACUUGCACUUUAAAGAGGACAAGCUGAAGCCAAAUCUGGAUAAGGAGCAAGAUCCUAUGGCUGGAAUUAUGGACAUAAUGAAGAACAUGUAUGAAGAAGGGGAUGAUGAAACAAAACGAAACAUUGCAAAAGCAUGGAGUGAUGCAAGAUCAGGCAAAGCAGCUGAUCCACGAAGUGUUGCAAAAGCAUUAAGCAAGGAGUGAUGCAAGAUCAGGCAAAGCAGCUGAUCCUUUGCAGGGCUAUCGCUAACCAAAUUGGAAUUCAUCUAAAAUCUGGAUCUUUUGGUUGUUGCGCUAAUAUCAAAUAUGAUGUAAUAAAGUUUUUCAGCUUGCAGAGAGAUCGUCUGCGAUGCUUCUUCCCUAGAACGUCUUGGAUUAUAGAUUGCCAUUUUAACUUUCAUAUCUCUAAUCAGCAUGGCUUGUAUA